Messenger RNA from Perkinsus marinus ATCC 50983, 222 nucleotides. RefSeq lists its product as hypothetical. The record is from RefSeq and is a predicted model, not a curated record. NCBI's taxonomy places the organism in Eukaryota, Perkinsozoa, Perkinsida, Perkinsidae. The transcript has a single exon. Bases 1 to 222 code for a protein of 73 amino acids.
AUGACCGAAGCUCGUGGAGGUUUUAUACCAAACGUCCUACCUCCCCCUUACUUUACUGAGGAAUCCUUCGCUCGUUACAUUUGUGACUUCAACACAGAAGUUCUCACAACUGAAUAUGAGGGGGUGUGGCGUGCUAUGGAGAGGCCUGCAUUGGAGAGGAGUGAGGUCCAGCAAGAGAAAGAAGAGAAGGAAGAAGAGGAGAAGAAGGAUGCCACCGUCUAA